This is a messenger RNA of Microdochium trichocladiopsis, 732 nucleotides long. RefSeq lists its product as uncharacterized. The transcript has 5 exons. The record is from RefSeq and is a predicted model, not a curated record. Lineage: Eukaryota; Fungi; Ascomycota; Sordariomycetes; Xylariales; Microdochiaceae. The coding region runs from base 1 to 732 and encodes 243 amino acids.
AUGGGUGUCCUGCUAGGCCCCGCGUACGCCAAGCACCUGCUGCUCGCCGGCGUGCUGGUCUUCUCCGCGACCUGGUUCUUCCUCGUACAUACGGAGCACGGGAGCAUCUUCGCCAUCGGCCUGGCCGACCGCACCGAUAAGUGCGAUGCGCUCAGCCUUAUAUCCGCCGUCACGGGCUUCACGAUAACCUGGAUCGACGGGGUCCGCGGGUCGACCGUCCCGGACAAGGCCCUGCCCAUCGGCUGGGACCGGAAGGGCGGGCAUAUGAAUACGAUGCGGCGCAUCGUCGACGAGGGCAUCACGUCCGCGCUUAUUAUGGAGGACGACAUGGACUGGGACGUCUCCCUGAAGGACCGGCUCGCCGACUUUGCGGGCGUCCUGAUCGGCGGGGACGCCAGCGUCCCGCCGCGGCACUACCGCGUGGGUAACGCGGGCUGGAAGUGGGACGAGUACCCGGACAACACGCGCGUCGUAUACGUGCCCGGGGACAACAUCUGCAGCUUCGCGUACGCGCUGAGCCACACGGGGGCCAAGAGGGCGCUCGAUGUCGUGCCGAGCCUGUUUGUGCACCACCGGCCGCGGGGCAGGGUCAGCGGGGACUCGGAUAUCAACAAUGGUGGCGGGGAUGAGUUUAGGGAGGUCGGGACGACGGAGAAUGUGCUGUACAGCACGAGGCUGAACCUCGCGAGGUUGCUGAAGGGGGAGAAGCCGGUGAAGCAGUGGGAUGAUUAA